Ahaetulla prasina is the source of this 8810-nucleotide messenger RNA. RefSeq names its product mutL homolog 1 (gene MLH1). NCBI's taxonomy places the organism in Eukaryota, Metazoa, Chordata, Lepidosauria, Squamata, Colubridae. The coding region runs from base 232 to 2244 and encodes 670 amino acids. Gene Ontology annotation, cellular component: MutLalpha complex. Gene Ontology annotation, biological process: mismatch repair. Gene Ontology annotation, molecular function: ATP hydrolysis activity; ATP-dependent DNA damage sensor activity; ATP binding. The transcript has 18 exons. The record is from RefSeq and is a predicted model, not a curated record.
UUUUUGGCGCCUCAUAGAAGAGGAUGCUGGUGAUUUUUUCUUCCCCGGGCUUUUAAAUUAAGCCCCGCUUUCCUUAUAUGUGGAGCACCGUACCUUUUUCUCCUUGGAUCCUUCUCAUUUGUACAGUGCCCCCCCCCCCGGUGGUUUCAAGCUACCGGAGCUUUUGGGCGUGUAAUUUCUCCUUUCCCUCAAUUCAAUACUCGCGCUUCAACCUCGUUGUUCUGACCCGCCAUGGCUCUUGUAGCUGGUGUCAUCCGUCGCCUAGAUGAGAAGGUAGUGAACCGCAUCGCAGCUGGAGAGGUCAUCCAGCGACCCGCUAAUGCCAUUAAAGAGAUGAUCGAGAACUGUUUAGAUGCUAAAGCCACCAACAUCCAGCUGACAAUUAAAGAUGGUGGUUUGAAAUUUAUUCAGGUACAAGAUAAUGGUUCUGGAAUUAGGAAAGAAGACUUGGAUAUUGUGUGUGAAAGAUUCACUACCAGUAAACUGCAAACUUUUGAUGAUCUAGCCAGUAUUUCUACAUAUGGAUUUAGAGGUGAGGCAUUGGCUAGUAUAAGUCAUAUUGCUCAUGUUACUAUAACUUCUAAAACAGCUGAUGGAAAAUGUGCCUACAGGGCAAAUUACUGUGAUGGAAAACUGAAGAAUGUUCCAAAACCUUGUGCUGGAAACCAAGGAACUCAGAUCACAGUUGAAGAUCUAUUUUACAAUAUAGCCACCAGGAGAAAAGCUUUUAAAAAUUUGUGUGAAGAAUAUGCAAAAAUACUUGAUGUUGUCAGCAGGUAUGCCAUUCACAACUCUGGAAUCAGUUUUUCUGUUAAAAAGCAAGGCGAGACAGUUGCAGAUGUAAGAACACUAUCAAGUAAUACAACUAUCGACAAUAUUCGGUCUAUCUUUGGAAAUGCUGUUAGCAGAGAAUUGAUUGAAGUGGGCUGUGAAGAUGCAACAUUGGCUUUUAAAAUGAAAGGUUUGGUAACGAAUGCAAAUUAUUCCUUGAAGAAGUGCAUCUUUUUACUUUUUGUAAAUCAUCGAUUGGUAGAGUCAACUGCCUUGCGCAGAGCGAUAGAGACUAUAUAUGCUGCUUAUUUACCCAAAAGCAUGUGUCCAUUUUUAUAUAUAAGUCUUGAGAUUGCACCUCAAAAUGUGGAUGUGAAUGUGCAUCCUACAAAGCAUGAAGUUCAUUUCCUCCAUGAAGAUAGCAUCUUGAAGCAUGUACAACAACAUAUAGAGAGCAAAUUGUUAGGUUCCAAUUCAUCAAGGAUGUAUUUCACUCAAACAUUGUUACCAGCUAUAACCGCCCCUUCCACUGAAGUUGUUAAAUCGCCAAAAUCUUCAGCUACUAAAGGAAGUGAGCAGAUUUAUGCUCAUCAGAUGAUCCGCACUGACUCACAGGAUCAAAAAUUGGAUGCUUUUCUUCAACCAGUUAAUAAAAGUAAGAAUGCAGGGCUUGUGGCAGAACCAGAGGACAAUAGCAACAUGCAAAGUUGCAAGGCUAUUGGAGUACAAGAUGUUGAAAUGGAAGAAUCUGGUGAUUUGAAUGCAAGUGUUUCAAGAGCUGAAGAGACACCGAAAGAAUCAAUGGAAAGCCAAUCAAUGCCUAUUGAGGCAGUACCUGAAAGAAAGAGGCAGCGAACAGAUCGUGGUCUUGAAAUGGAAAAAAAUCCACAACAGGAAAUGGCUGCUGCCCGCACCCGAAGAAGAAGAAUUAUUAAUCUAACCAGUGUAUUGAGUCUUCAAGAAGAAAUUAAUAAAAGAGCAAAUGCAAGUCUUCAAGAGCUGCUUCGUGAUCAUUCCUUUGUUGGAUGUGUUAGUCCUCAAUGGGCACUGAUUCAGUAUCAGACAAAACUUUAUCUUCUGAAUACCACAAAACUCAGUCAAGAAAUGUUCUAUCAGAUCCUUAUUUAUGACUUUGGAAACUUUGGAGUUUUAAGAUUAUCAGAAGCAGCUCCUCUCUUUGAUCUGGCUAUGUUGGCCUUGGAGAAUGCUGAAAGUGGCUGGACAGAAGAAGAUGGUCCAAAGGAAGGCCUUGCUGAAUAUAUUGUUGACUUCUUAUCAAAGAAGAGUGAAAUGCUAAAAGAUUAUUUCUCCCUUGAAAUUGAUGAAGGAAAUCUUAUUGGAUUGCCGCUUCUGAUAGAUAAUUAUGUUCCUCCACUGGAAGGGCUACCUAUGUUUAUCCUUCGUUUGGCCACAGAGGUACUGUCUAUAGUAGUAAAGAAUGAAAAGAUUGUUUUUCACCUGUCGCCAUCAUGAACUGGAGUUACAAUUUCCAGAUUUCCUAGUCACUUGUCUUAGAAUUUGGGAAGUGUACAUUUCGAAGGCACCAAGUUUGGAAAAGCAAGAACAGAAAAGCUACACUUAUAAAUCUUGUAUCUAGAGUAUUAUUAUUUGUGUAUUUAUUUAUUAAAUGUAUAUGCUGUCGAUCUCACUAUCCGAAGUGAUUCUGGGUAACUUACAGCAACAUAAAAGCAUAUUUAUUUAUUUAUUUAUUUAUUUUGUCAAAUACAUAUUAAAUAAUAUAAAUAAGUAUAAGCAUGAACUGAAUACAUAAAAUGAAUACAACUAAAGGAAACAUUGGGACAGGGACGGUAGGCACGCUGGUGCUAUUAUGCAUGCCCCUUACAGUCCUCUUAGGAAUGGGGUGAGGUCAACAGUAGAUAGUCUUAGGUUAAAGUUUUGGGGAUUUGGGGAUGAGACCACGGAAUCCAGUAGUACAUUCCAGGCAUUAACAACUUUGUUACUGAAGUCAUAUUUUCUGCAGUCGAGAUUGGAGCGGUUCACUUUAAGUUUGAAUCUAUUGUGUGGUUGUGUAUUGUUGUGAUUGAAGCUGAAGUAGUCAUUGAUAGGAAAGACAUUGUAGCAAAUGAUUUUAUGAGCUAUGCUCAGGUCAUACUGAAGGUGGCGUUGUUCUAAAUUUUCUAAACCCAGAAUUUCAAAUCUGGUGGCAUUUUCUUGCGAGCAGAGGAGUUGAGGACUCUUCUUGUGAAAUAUUUCUGGAUGUGCUCAAUUGUAUUAAUGUCCGAUAUGCAGUGGGGGUUCCAGACAGAUGAGCUGUAUUCGAGAAUUGGUCUAGCAAAUGUUUUGUAUACUCUGGUUAGUAGUGUAAUCUUACCAGAGAAGAAGCUACGCAAGAUUAGGUUUACAACUCUUAUUGCCUUUUUGGCGACGUUGUUACAGUGGGCUUUAGCACUUAGAUCAUUUGAUGAGUACUCCAAGGUCCUUGACAGAGUGAGGGUCAUCUACAAGGUCAUGUCCACCUAGCUUGUAUUUUGUGUUCUGAUUCUUUUUGCCAAUGUGUAAGACAGAGCAUUUGUUGGUUGAGAUUUGGAGUUGCCAAUUUUUUGACCAUUCUGACACAAAGUCAAGGUCUUUUUGAAGGGUAGCAGCAUUGGUAGUGUUAAAUAGUUUAAUAUCAUCGGUGAAGAGAAUGCAGUUACUUAUAAUAUGAUCACAAAGGUGAUUUAUGUCUACUAUGAAGAGUGUUGGUCCUAGAACGCUGCCUUGGGGGACACCACUAUUAACAGGUGCAGGAUUUGAUAGAGCGCUGCCUAUUUUUACCACUUGUUGCCUGUUUGACAGGAACGCAGUUAUCCAAUUAGGGAGGGGUCCGGAGAUGCUGUAGGAUUUUAGUUUUAGAAAUAGUUUGUUGUGUACCACUGAAUGAAAGGCUUUACAGAAGUCUAUGUAAAUUGCAUCUAUUGCUUUGCCCUGUUCAAGAUUUGUAGUCCAUAUUUUUUGCAGUGUAGAAGUUGUAGAUUACAGGAUAUUUUUUUCCUGAAACCAAAUUGUUUAUUAGAGAGUAGGUUGUUUGUUUCUAGGUGGAGGGUAAUGGAUUGGUUGAUGAUAGAUUUCAUUACUUUGCAGGUGACUCAGCAUAGAGAGAUUGGUCUGUAAUUUUCAACUAGGGUGGGGUCUCCCUUUUUGAAGAUAGGGAUGACCGUGGCUAGUGACGAUAGAUUGGGAAGGGAGCUGGACCUGAAAGUUUUUUCAUAGAUUAUGCUUAGGGUUCUGCUAUAACAUUGGAAAGCUUUUUAGGAAGUAUGCACAUAGUCCAUCAGGUCCAAUAGAUAGAGAUGGUUUUAGUCUACGUAAUGCUUUUUCAACAUUAUCUUUUGUGAAAUCUAUUUGUAUUAGAUCAUUGUAGUCAUUAUUGGUACGAUUAGGGAAUGCUGGGCAUGAGCCAUUGCUAUUAACAAAGACUGAGCCGAAGAAUGUGUUAAAGAGGUUUUCUUUAACUGCUUCAUCAUUACAUUCUUUGCUGUUAGAUCCUUUUAGAGGUGGCAUGGAUCUCGAGUCUUUAAGUUUGUUGUUUACAAAAUUAUAGAAAGCGCGAUUGGAUUUUGUGUGCAGAAGGUUUUCUUCUUGUUUGAUGUGGUACUUUGCGCAUUCAAUCUUUAUUUGGUGGCAUAUAUUUUUGUAGCAGCUUUUAAAGUUAGCUACAUAGCCAAUUUUGUUUUUUCGCCGGAGGGAUAUUUUUUUUUAUUAGAGUUUUUUUUUUUUUGAUAUGGGUAAUUUAUUUUUCCUGGUUUUGGUGGUAAUUAUGUGGUACAUACAGUGUGAUAACUCUAUUGACUUCAAGCAAGAAACAGUUAGAGAAUAUAAUUUGCCAGUCAAGAGAUGAGAGGUCAGUGUCUAUGAGAUCAUAGUUGGCUUUUUUGAAGUUGUAGUUUGGUAUCCCAUUAUUAUGGAGAUUUUUAUAAGGGCAUAUAUUGAGACAAACGUUUAUUGUGCUGUGGUCACUGUUGGAAAAGGGUUCUUUUAAUUAUAAUCCAUAAAUUGAGUUUAAGUUAUUGCAGAAGAUGAGGUCGAGGCAGUUUUUGAGUCUAGUGUUGCUAGUUACUAGUUGAUCUACACCUAGAUUUGUAACAGCAUUGUAUAGAGUUGUAUGGAUGGGUUCAGUUGUACAUUCAUUUACUUUCCAAUUAAUAAGAGGUAGGUUGAGGUCACCCAGAAAGAUGAGAGGAUAAGGGCAAGAGGCUACCCAUGUUAGUAGAGUGGUUAACUUGUUUGCAUGUACAAUGUCGUAGUCAGGGGCUCUGUAACAUAGUAAGAAGCAAAGCGUGAUGUUAAAGGACAGUUCUCAGACGAUAGUUUCUGGAAGAGUGAGUUUAUGUGUAACUUGAAUAUUUUUUAGGUUUAGUGACUUUUUCUAAAAGAUAGCUACUCCACCUCCUCUGCAGAUUUCGCGAUCCGACCGCAAAACAUGAUAUUCUCUUACUGAGAUUAUGGAGUCAGGGAGGGAUGAGUUUAACCAUGUUUCACAGACAAAUAUAAUGUCAAAUGUACCAGUAUUUAAUAAGAGGAGAAAUUCGGGCAUUUUUGUUUACAAUGCUUCUUCCAUUUAUUAGUUUGCAUUUACACUCAUGGCCGAAAUUAUUGGCACCCCAGAAAUUUUUCCAGAAAAUCAAGUAUUUCUCACAGAAAAGUAUUGCAUUAACACAUGUUUUGCUAUACACAUAUUUAUUCCCUUUAUUCCCUAGAAUAAAACAAAAAAAGGCAGGAAAAAAAGCAAAUUGAACAUAAUGUCACACAAAACUCCAAAAAUGGGCUGGACAAAAUUAUUGGCACCCUUUCAAAAUUGUGGAUAAAUAUGAUUGUUUCAAGCAUGUGAUGCUCCUUUAAACUCACCUGGGGCAAGUAACAGGUGUGGGCAAUAUAAAAAUCACACCUGAAAGCAGAUAAAAAGGAGAGAAGUUCACUUAGUCUUUGCAUUGUGUGUCUGUGUGUGCCACACUAAGCAUGGACAAUAGAAAGAGGAGAAGAGAACUGUCUGAGGACUUGAGAACCAAAAUUGUGGAAAAAUAUUAACAAUCUCAAGGUUACAAGUUCAUCUCCAGAGAUCUAGAUUUGCCUUUGUCCACAUUAUCAAGAAGUUUUCAACCCAUGGCACUGUAGCUAAUCUCCCUGGGCGUGGACAGAAGAGAAAAAUUGAUGAAAAGUUGCAACGUAGAAUAGUCCAGAUGGUGGAUAAGCAGCCCCAAACAAGUUCCAAAGAAAUUCAAGCUGUCCUGCAGGCUCAGGGAGCAUCAGUGUCAGGGCGAACUAUCCGUCGACAUGUAAAUGAACUCUAUGGCAAGAGACCCAGGAGAACCCUACUGCUGACACAGAGACAUAAAAAACCAAGAGUACAGUUUGCCAAAAUAUACUUGAGUAAGCUAAAAUCCUUCUGGGAAAACGUCUUGUGGACAGAUGAGACAAAGAUAGAGCUUUUUGGUAAAGCACAUCAUUCUACUGUUUACCGAAAACGGAAUGAGGCCUACAAAGAAAAGAACACAGUACCUGCAGUGAGCCAUGGUGGAGGUUCAAUGAUGUUUUGGGGUUGUUUUGCUGCCUAUGGCACUGGGUACCUUGACAUCAUAAAAUCUGAAAUCUGAGGAUUACCAAAGGAUUUUGGGUCGCACUAUAGAGCCCAGUGUCAGAAAGCUGGGUUUGCGUCCAAAAUCUUUUUUUUUUAUUUGAAUUUAUAUCCCGCCCUUCUCCAAAGACUCAGGGCGGCUUACACUGUGUUAAGCAAUAGUCUUCAUCCAUUUGUAUAUUAUAUACAAAGUCAACUUUUAUUGCCCCCAACAAUCUGGGUCCUCAUUUUACCUAUCUUAUAAAGGAUGGAAGGCUGAGUCAACCUUGGGCCUGGUGGGACUUGAACUUGCAGUAAUUGCAAGCAGCUGUGUUAAUAACAGACAGACUUAGUCUGCUGAGCCCUUAGGUCUAUCAGCAGGACAAUGACCCCAAACAUACGUCAAAAAGCACCCAGAAAUGGGACUUCCUGUUUGGCACCGUAGGUGAUGGUGGUGAUCUUUACGAUCACCAACCUCUGGAUUAUGUGGAAUUGCUAGGACAGCUUAAAUCUGACAUCCAGCGGUUCGAAAAAACCCCUCUUCGGGAGAAGAAGAGGAGGUGAGCUGCAGGGUAGAGGUAGAACUUCCCUAAAGCCCCUGAGAAAAAUGGGGUUUGAAGGGUUAAGUUCCCUACAGCAACCCGAAGUGCUCCAGAUCCGAGGAUUUUUCUGCUUUGGCGGAACCAAUCACCACGACCAAACGCCGAGAUUUAUUUUGGACAAUAAUAAAGGAUUAUACCGGACAGAACGAAAGUGGGAGAACUUUAUGCAAGUAGCCAAGCCAAUUCCCCGUUACUUUGUAACAAGCUUGAAAAUAGCAAGAAAAUGGAGGCAAAUUGUUAACAAGCUAACGAGUGGAAAGCGAAAGUGAUACUUUUAGUCCUUGCCGUCUGCUGCUGGUAAAUUGCAUGUUAUUUGCUACUUUAACUCUUUGCUGCCUGCUGAUAGAAUCUAGGGGAGAUUUUUAAAUAUUGCUUUAAAAGACUCAGAGGCUUCUCAGAGGUUAAGAAGAUUUAAAGUGAAUAUUAAGUUGGAAAUAAAUAAAUAAAUAAAUAAUUUUAUAGAAGAUGGCAGCCAAACAAUUAAAGUCUACUGUAACAAAGGGCUCUGGAAUUUCAUCAGCUAGUGCCUCUCCAGCUCAUACAGCAGAGACUAGAACAUUGAAUUUAGAGGCGUUACAAGAGAACUUAAAAGACUUUAUACAAGAAAAAUUUAAAGUAAUAAUUGAUGAGAUGUCUGAAAUGAAAGAGCAGAUAUUAGAAAUUCAAGUGGGAAAUAAAGAAGUUAAAGAAGGAUUUGUCAUUGCAGUACAAAGUUAAUGGUUUGAAUUCACCACAGAAGAGAAGGAAAGUAUUUCAUUAUUUGAAACAAUUUAAAAAUGACAUUACCUGUUUACAAGAAACACAUAUUAGAUCUUUAGACCAGAAAUAUUUGAUAAACUCAAAACUGGGAGUACAUUUUGUUGCCUCCUCUUUGGAAAAAAAAACGGUUUAGUUAUAUAUAUAAAGAAGGAUAUAUCAGCAAAAUUAAUUGAGGUGGAUAAGUAAGGAAGAUACAUUGCUAUUGAACUUUUGUUGGAGGGAAAGAAGACAUUAUUAAUAGGAGUUUAUGCUCCAAAUCAACAACAAGAAAAUUUUUUCAAGUUUUUACAUAAAAGAAUAGUAUUUUGGGAUUAUAAAUCAUACAUAUUUAUGGGUGAUUGGAAUGGUGUGUUGGAUACUCAAAAAGACAAAAAAAGUUUAAGGAAGAUGUCAAGCCGGGCGAAAUUACCAAAGGCUUUUUUUGAAAUGAUGGAAGACUUGGAAUUAAGAGAUAUUUGGAGAGAACAUAAUACAGAAGAGAGGGAUUUUACCUUCUUUUCUGACAGGCAUCAAUCAUUUUCGAGGAUUGAUUUUAUUUUGAUUUCUAAUGAUUUGUAUUCUAGAGUGAAGGAGACUAAGAUUUGUUCAAGAACUCUAUCUGAUCAUAGUCCGGUUUGGAUUGAAUUUGAUCGGGAAAAGGAGGCUAGGAGAUCAUGGAGGUUGAAUGAGAAUUUGUUUAAAUAUGAACAAAAUGUAAAUGAAUGUAAAAAGCAAAUGAAAGAAUUUUUUAUUAUGAAUAUGAAAAAGAGACAUCUAUAGAGAUGAUUUGGGACGCUAGCAAGCUUAUAUGAGAGGAAAUCUUAUACAAAUGAAUAUUAAAUACAAAAAUAAAUUACAGAAAAAGAAAAAGGAAUUGGAAAAGGAAAUUAAAAAGAAAGAACAGUUAUUGAUAAAUAGCCCAGGAAAUAGUAAAAUAAAAGAAUCAAUAAAUAUAUUAAGAGGUCAGUUUAACAUGUUGAUGGCAGAUCAAGUAGCAAUUAAUUUACAAUAUGUAAAACAUAAUACGUUUAAUAAUGCCAAUAAGCCAGGAAGAUGGCUUGCCUAUUUAAUAAGGAAAAAACAGAAAUCACGAACGAUUGAUAAAAUAGAAUAUAGGGGUAAGGAAGUUUAUCAAAAGAACUUGA